This is a messenger RNA of Microdochium trichocladiopsis, 1554 nucleotides long. Its product is annotated as cytochrome oxidase assembly protein-domain-containing protein. Gene Ontology annotation, biological process: heme A biosynthetic process. Gene Ontology annotation, molecular function: oxidoreductase activity, acting on NAD(P)H, heme protein as acceptor. Lineage: Eukaryota; Fungi; Ascomycota; Sordariomycetes; Xylariales; Microdochiaceae. Bases 1 to 1554 code for a protein of 517 amino acids. Gene Ontology annotation, cellular component: mitochondrial inner membrane. The record is from RefSeq and is a predicted model, not a curated record. The transcript has 3 exons.
AUGGCGUUCGGACUCGUCCCCGCCUUUCGCCGCGCCGCCGGAGCCAGCAGCACCACCGGCACCACCAGCAAGGCUGCUACCACCGCGGCGGUGCUGCUGCGACGACCGCUGGUGGCCAGCACGACAGCGACAACUCCGUUUGCGGACACCGCGGCGACGACGGUAACGGCAACCUCGAGUGCUGGCAGUAAUGGUAGCACGACGCUGCUGCAGAGCAAGACUAUCCCUUUCCCGACUCCAACCGCGACGACGCCAAUCGCCGUCGACAACAGCGUGGAGGGAGCGGCUUCGGCUGAGAGCCAGAGUGGCAGCAGCAGCAGCAGCAGUCGGAGCUCCUCGUUCCCUGAUAUGAGCUCACGCUCUGUGGGCUUGUGGCUUGUCGGUAGCGCUGUCAGCGUCUUUGGAAUUGUCAUUUUUGGUGGACUGACGCGGUUGACUGAGUCUGGCCUCAGUAUCACCGAGUGGAAGCCCGUGACCGGAUCUCUGCCGCCAAUGUCCCAGGCCGACUGGGAGGAUGAGUUCACAAAGUACAAGGCCUCGCCCGAGUUCAAGAUGCUCAACUCGCACAUGAACCUGGCCGAGUUCAAGCAGAUCUACUUUAUGGAGUGGACGCACCGCCUCUGGGGCCGCUUCAUCGGCAUGUCGUUUGUCCUACCCGCCGUCUACUUUGUCGCCCGCCGCCGCGUGACCAAGCGCAUGGCGUGGACGCUGCUGGGCAUCAGCGGCCUGAUUGGCUUCCAGGGCUUUAUCGGCUGGUGGAUGGUCAAGUCUGGCCUCAAGGACGACCUGUUCGCACCCGGCAGCCACCCGCGCGUCUCGCAGUACCGCCUCACCGCACAUCUCGCCACGGCCUUUGUCUGCUACUCGUGGAUGCUCCUCGCGGGGCUCGGCGUCCUGCGCACGCGCCGGCUCGUCACCAAGCUCGAGCCCGCCGCCGCCAUGGCGCACCUCGCCGCGCUGCGGAACCCGGCCCUCCUCCCCUACCGGCGCCUCGUGACCCUCCUCACCGGCCUCAUCUUCACCACCGUCCUCUCGGGCGCGCUCGUGGCGGGCCUCGACGCGGGCCUCAUCUACAACGAGUUCCCCUACAUGGGGCUCGGCCUCACCCCUCCGCGCAAGGAGCUCUUUGACGACUUCUACUCGCACACGCCCGACCGGUCGGACCUCGUGUGGCGCAACAUGCUCGAGAACCCGUCCCUCGUGCAGCUCGACCACCGCAUCCUCGCGACCACGACCUUCUUCUCGGUCCUCGCCCUCUUUGCCUACUCGCGCCGCGGGCAGGCGGGCAAGCUCGCCGCCGCCAUCCCGCCAGACGUCCGCAAGGCCACCCUGGGCCUCGUCCACCUCGUCAGCCUCCAGGUCGCCCUGGGCAUCAGCACCCUCAUCUACAUGGUCCCCGUCCCGCUGGCCGCCGCGCACCAGGCCGGCGCCCUCGCCCUGCUCACGGGCGUCCUGAUCCUGGGCCAGAGGCUCCGCGUGCCCAGGAGCACGCUGAGGCUCGUCCAGAAGCGCCUCGACCAGGUUGCUGGUGGCAAGCUGCCGCCGCGGUUGUAA